Messenger RNA from Biomphalaria glabrata, 1316 nucleotides. RefSeq lists its product as uncharacterized. Bases 1 to 846 code for a protein of 281 amino acids. The transcript is spliced from 7 exons. The record is from RefSeq and is a predicted model, not a curated record. Lineage: Eukaryota; Metazoa; Mollusca; Gastropoda; Planorbidae.
AUGGGUGUGAUACUAAUUGGUUCGGAUCCAAGUGCCAAUACCAAUGUCAUUGCCAACAGCAGUGAUGUUUCUUCAUUAGAUGUCAUUGAAAUUCAAGCCACGGAUGAACGUAUGUUUCAAAUUUUAAAAGACAACAAUGACAACACAUGUGUCAAUACCGAAGCGAUAACUAUUGAGUGGAAAAGGUUUUAUGCCAUACACUGGACACGAGUGGUUGUUACUGAUCCAGCUUUGUUGUAUAACGACCUUCACGUUUUCUCUCGAGAAGUACGAUCGGACAAAGAACAAGAAGUCAACAUAACAGCUUCUAUUGUACACAAUACUUCUAUAGAUCUAUACUUCACAAUAAAAACUUUGGCAAGGUUUAUCUUGAGAAGUAAGAGCAACGUGAAUCUUGGGAUUUGUUCCAUGUGGAUAAGUGGAGGACGUAACGUUGCUUUGAAACAAGUUACUAAACAGAGCAGUGUAUUAGGGAUGUCACAGUCAAAUAAUGCAGUGGAUGGAAAUAGGAAAACUUGCUCAAGAACUGAUCCCCAAGAUGGCUCACCACAUUGGAGUAUAACAUUUGCAAUACCAUACCCCAUCAGAAACUUUGCGCUACACUUUGAAGCGAAGAACAGAUUGUAUAUGUAUACAAUGAAGUCAAUCAACGAACAUGGUCAAGAUGUUGGUGCAUAUACAAGUACAUAUAAGGACGACUUAGAUGAAUUGAUUUCAGCAAAAACAGUAAUGGUAAAGUCUAUCAAAGUCCAAGUUGACCAUAAACUAACAGGAGACGGGUCUCUAGUAAUAUGCGAAUUUGAAGCUUAUACAGAAUGCCCACCAAUGAAGUGGGGCUUAGAGUGAGACAAUGACUGUAACAGUUUGUGCACGCAAGGUUGUCGUACUGAUGAUGGCUUGUGUUUAGAUCAAUGUGUUGGAUACACAGAUCCACCUAUGUGUACAAAAGCUUGUGAAAAUGGUUUUUAUGGAUUCAACUGUUCACAACAAUGUUCCACUACUUGUAAAGAUCAACUUUGUCAUAAAGAGAAUGGAAAGUGUAUUCAAUGUGCUUCUGGAUACAAGGGUGACUACUGUACCGAAAGUAAGCAGCGUUGAAACAUUUUUGGUAAAUUUAAUAAUUAACUAUGCACGCAUUAACUUGUUAUUUGUUAAUUUUCGUAUUAAUUUCUAUUUUUAAAAAGUCAUUCAUUUUAAUUACGUGUAUGCAUCAAUGCAAAAUGAAAUGAUAUUCUUGUAGGUGAAUGCUUACAAAAAAAGACAUUAACCGUUCAAUUAUCUAACAUUUAAUCGUCUAUGAGCUUUACCGCUCAGCC